Scheffersomyces stipitis CBS 6054 is the source of this 1692-nucleotide messenger RNA. RefSeq lists its product as uncharacterized. Gene Ontology annotation, cellular component: mitochondrion. Gene Ontology annotation, biological process: autophagy of mitochondrion. The record is from RefSeq and is a predicted model, not a curated record. Lineage: Eukaryota; Fungi; Ascomycota; Pichiomycetes; Serinales; Debaryomycetaceae. Bases 271 to 1035 code for a protein of 254 amino acids. The transcript has a single exon.
UUGCCAUCACAUUGCUACUGUUAGUCAUACAAAUCUUGUUGUCUUGCGACGCGGUUUUCCUCUCCUGAAUCGCCAGUCUCAAGCUUUCUCAGUCUUUUGUUUGCCAUCCUCUCCAUAGUUAAGAAAUUUAGUGAGGAAUAUAAUUCAGGAAUUAGAAAACAACCACACUCACAAAAAGCCUCCCCCUUCUCGAUUCCAUAGUUGUUGUUUGCCACUUCAUCACAUCCUCUAUCUUUGUACCGUAUAUCAAACACUGCCUUUCCACCCACAAUGGCCGGAAGUUGUAUCGCCACCGUGAAGAUCAUCGGUGUUUCUUCUUUGGGAUUGCUAGCCGGAUCCUUGACCUACCAGUCGCUUGAUGCUAUCCCCUUGCUUCUCAACGGCUUGUCCAAGUCACUCUAUUCCUCGGCUUCAUCCUCCAAAGUUCACAACUAUGUUGCGGCUGUCAAAUCUUUAGUCGCCAAUGCCCGGAUCUCGUCUACUGUCCUCAGUUCUGUGGCCUCGAUUCUCUUUGCCUUGUCCUUCCACUACUCACCACCUAGUGGCCAGCAUCCAUACCUCAUCUACGCGGCUAUUGGCGGCCCCUUGACCGUAGCCGGCCUCGUGUAUCAAGCCUAUGCAGCAGAAUCGAAGUUGCUUGCUGCUGACGAUUCAAAAUUAGUCACUUCUUUCAAUUCGACUUCUUCAAGCAACUCUGCAGCAGAAAAAAUCGUAGCUAAAGAAGAAGACGAAGAGGACAACUUGGGCAAGUCGUAUAUCCAUGUGUCUGACGAGUCAUCAACCUCGUCAACUUCGUCUACUCCUGCGACUUCGGCUCCAAACUCGCCCAACGUAGCUGUUCAUCGCGAUGAACAACCUGUAGAAGAUGUAGAGGCGUUGUCUGUCGAAGAGGAAGUAGAGUCGGCAUUGGCCAAAAAGGACUUCAUCAACAACUUAGAAAAAGUCAGAUCCUCCUACGUCAUAGGUUCCGCCAUUUCUAGCGUCAGCUUUUUUAUUGCUGUCGUGGGCUUGAUUGGUGACUAUUACUUGUUGUAAUGUUGCAGCAAGAAAACCUAGUAGCUAUUACUGCUUCGGCUGGUUGCUGUUGGUAGCUACGUCUGGCCAUUGCUUGUACCCCUUGCAAGGUAUUGCCAGCAGCUAUUGCUAGAGUUACUAGCUUCUUCUGCUAUCACUUCUAAGUAUCUAUAGUUUGAAUGUGCUCAAACCCAUUGCCCACUCAGAAUGUCUCGCCAGAGACAUGAUAUUGCAAUAUUUAUUAAUAGUAAGGAUUUAGGAUAAUUUGGUGAGCAGUCUGUUUCUUUUGGUGGUUUUUGUUUUAUGAUGUCUACUUUGAAAUGAUUAUUUUUGUCUUUUUUGACCCGUCAGAUGGAGGCUUGGUAUUAACAUCUGCGGGCUGUCUGAUAUAUGGCUGAGGAUGUAACAAGUCAGAGCUGCUAUAAGUUAUCUUAAGAUACAAUGGAUGGCACGAUCGGAAUGUGUUAUGGUCAGUGCAAUUCAAGGUUGCUUGACUAAUACAACUUCUUUUGCUUUGUUCCGAUUACUGCGUAUACAUCUUCUUCUACUGUGUAUAACUUAUGAAUCCUUGGCUUCUCUACUGUGUUAUGAAUAUAUAUCGUUGAAAUCUCUAUACGUGAAUCUUUUGCACCCGCUUUUCUGCGGCGUGGAAUGCACAGGAACAUGAAACGGGAUCUG